UCGCGAGGCAGUUGGGGGGGGUUUGGAUGCCGGGGAUGUAUGAACCAUUGCGCCUUGUCUCCGACACCUAUCCUGGUGUCGUUCCCGGGGUAAAAGCCCAGGGUGUCAUGGCCCUGCUCAUCGCUGUGUCUAUCCUCUGGGCGUUAAUAUGGCUGUCUUACCGCGCUUACCAGGUCUGUGUGACUCCGAAUGAUGUUCUUGUCGAUAAGCUUGGAUUAGACAUCCCUCCAACCCCAGAGGUGACGCUGGAAGAUAUCGGUAGUCGAGAGAUUCGUAUUGCGUGGAAGUAUCCAGAUUUGCAUAAUUCGAUUCAUAAGCAUGUCAUUCAGGUGAAUGGAGUUCGAGUUGGCGAAUCGAAACGUUCCGAAACCGCGGUUUCUAUUUUAAACCUUCUCCCAGGACAUAUUUAUCAUCUUUGCGUUAUUGCGAUUAGUGCCGCUAAUUUUCAGACCUCGAGUGCCGUGCUGCACGUCCGGACGAGUCUCGAUCCCUCUCAGAAUGAAGGCACCGGUGCCUGUGGUGGGCCGUACAUUCAGGCCUAUUCGCCUCGACCGUCGUCGCUCGUAUCACCAUCAGCUCCGAUCAUGUCGCGAGAACACAGUAGCGGGCCUGCCCAGGCGAAACGCGCCAGCGGUGGAAGAAAAGUCGCAGCUUCAACUUCAGUCCCUGAACAUACGUCAUCAAAUACCCCAUGUGAUGAUGGCAAAGGGACUAUCAUCGAAGACUCGGAGGAAACUGUUGAACAACUUGCUGGGCGUCUCAAAAACUUGCAGCAGGAAAAUGAUACUUUAGACAAACAAAUAUGUCAAGAAGAAAAGGAAUAUGAAUCCUUACUACGGGAACUCGAAGACCAGCGAAAUGAGUUACGGCAGCGAGUCAAGGAGAAGGAUGAAGCCAGUGGCGAUCUUCGGAAACAUGUUAAUAAACUAGAGAGUGUCAACCGCAGCGUUCAAAGUGAGCGAAGUAAACGGGAGAGGCUGCUUCAACAGAAAGAGGCUGAGAAGAAGAAGCGCUCCGACGAUGUUGUACGAUGGGACGAAGGAAUCUCUGAAAUGAGGAAAAUGCUGGAAACAUUGCAGAAUGAAAAAGCACAAAUUGAAGAUGAGUCAGAGAAACGAAUUGCCGAAUAUCGUACCAAAAUCUCCCAAGAGCAAGUGGAAAUGAAAUCUCUCGAAGAUGACAUCAAAGUCAAAGGCAGUCGAAUCAAGAUGUUAGAGGAAGAAAGACGACUCCUCGAGGGUGGAGAUAACGAGGAAACUCAGGAGUUAGAUCGGCUGGAGAGGGAACGCGAUCGACGCUGGGAGGUCAAAAUGGCUAAUCUACGGGCUCAGUAUACUUCCUUGAUCAAUGUCCACACUCAGGCUCAGCAACAAUACUAUGAGGCGCAAGAACGCCUGAAAUGGAUUACAACCCAACGGUCUAAUUCAGCUGUACCCUAUGCACCAGUUCCAACCAUGGAACUGGAUUUGGCGAGGAGGGCAAACUCGUAUCGGCGGAAUCGUCAUCGUAGUUCGCUUACGAGUAAUGUCUCUUCCCCUCUUGGCUACCCUGUCGCGGAUACGACGUUCCAAAACCCGAGCGGCUACAGGCAGCUCGGGACCGCUUCUCCAACAGUCCCGCCAACCUCUGCCUUCUUCAAUAUCAACAAUGGAAUGACCAUCCCCGAUCCCACCGAUCAGAUGAGCUCGGUCCGUACCGAACCAAGCAACCCUCCCAUGAGCCCACGAGCAGAUGCAUUGCUCCCCUCCGAUUUACUUGGGGAUGAAGACCAAUCACCUCGAUCUCCUCAAGAAUCCACUGAAUUUCCCACCCUACCCGUUUCAGCUGCCCCUUUUCAGGGUCUUCUCCCUACGUCGCCAUCUCCGGUUUCUGGCGGUAGCCAUCCUCCUAGCCUCUUUGCAAGUCCCCGUGAAAGUCUGGUUAAUCUUCCCGAAAGCGAACGCAAGCCCACUCAACCACCCGUGUCGCAUGCGCCAUCGGACGCUGCCCAAAGCGCAUCACGAAAAUUGUCAGGAUUGUUCACAUUCAAUCGGCAGCGCGGUAAAACAAUGGCAGAUGGGCCCCUCCUGGGCUCCCUCAAGCCUGGACAAAGCCAAUCGUUCCCGCGGAAUAUGGACCAAGAUUUUGACCCGAUAGGAACCCGUCGUCGACGUUUGAGCUACACAGGUAGCUGGGCAAAUCCGAUGGCAACACUUUUCCCUCGGAGCUCGACAGCUGUGACUGCCGAUAGCUCUUCUGACCGUGUGCCUGCAUCGCGAAAAGCCAUGAUUCCUAGUUUCUUUACAACAGGAAAGUUUUCGUCAACGUUGGGUAAAUCCGAGUCCAGCUCCGGGUACAACCAAUUCAGCCCCACGCAUGAUCCUAUUGAUCCAUCAAUUUUUGGGGCCGUCCGCCGUGAUUCACUAUCCCCUAGACCAGCUUCAACCUAUUCCUUUGAUAAAUUUCUCCCUCGGCCUAAUUCCGAUGCUCAACCAUUUGGGUGGCCUCCCUCUGAGAUGCACAGGAACAGCCCCCUCAACGUGGAUUGGUCUACCCCUGGAGGAGCGUGGUCACGUAGUCAGUCGCGACGUCCCUCGUUCCAACUCGGGUCGUCAAACCAUCUUCCGCUAACCAUGCCACCGUCGGAUAUGGAUUUUUUGGAGGCACCUUAUGAGCCACAGCGGCCAGUACAAGCCCCAAUUGGAACCCGGCCUUCCUCAUCGCAUCGGCCAAUGACUCCGAAGCUUAACCCCGCUGCACCCUCUUUCAAAACUCUUUUCAAUAAGAAAUCUGAGAAGUCAAAGGGUAAAGAUCCAGAUACUUCAAAAGGGCGUGAUGAACCGCAGCUGGAGGACACGUCUCCCGUGGAAUCCCGCCGAUCAAAGGACGCAAGAUCCAUUCGCACAUCCGCAGCUGAAUCGCAUGAGUCACUGGAACGUAUCUCGUCCGGGGCCCCAUCCGAGGCCAUCAGUACGAAAGAGUCAUUUAUCCAAAAGAUUACUCGUAAAGGUAGCUCUAGCAAAUUUAACAUGCCUUGGAAGGAUCGAGCUAGUUUGUUUUCCAAAAGGGGCGACUCUGCCACUCAGGUAGACGUGGAGGACGACGGAACGAGUGAAAUACAACUCGGAAAAAGCAUCGACAGUGCGGUCUCGAGCACGCCAUCGGUGGAAAAGUCAAGCAAGAGCGGAUUCAACCUCAGUUUCAGACGGAAACUAAAGAAGUCUGAAAGGGCUACAGGCGAGAGCAGCGAGAGGGCCAGUGAGAACGGAGACGACGAUGUCUUUGAAGAUGUUUGAGGAUGUAGCCUGUAUAGCAUCAAGACAAUAGAUGUAUUUAUACGAGGUACUGAGUCCUGAAGUUAAUACAAGCAUACAUAUUCUGAAUGUCACA
Coccidioides immitis RS is the source of this 3369-nucleotide messenger RNA. Its product is annotated as fibronectin type III domain-containing protein. The coding region runs from base 36 to 3275 and encodes 1079 amino acids. Lineage: Eukaryota; Fungi; Ascomycota; Eurotiomycetes; Onygenales; Onygenaceae. The record is from RefSeq and is a predicted model, not a curated record. Gene Ontology annotation, molecular function: protein binding. The transcript has 4 exons.